Phragmites australis (common reed) is the source of this 1227-nucleotide messenger RNA. Its product is annotated as WRKY transcription factor WRKY51-like. Gene Ontology annotation, biological process: regulation of DNA-templated transcription. Gene Ontology annotation, molecular function: DNA-binding transcription factor activity; sequence-specific DNA binding. The coding region runs from base 188 to 1048 and encodes 286 amino acids. The record is from RefSeq and is a predicted model, not a curated record. NCBI's taxonomy places the organism in Eukaryota, Viridiplantae, Streptophyta, Magnoliopsida, Poales, Poaceae. The transcript has a single exon.
UCUUCCUCCACCAUCCACCCCAUUUCCACCUAUAAAACCUCCCCCCGCCAUCCGUUCCCACAUCACAAUUCCACAACCCAAACCACAAGCCAAGAAACCAGCACCACCGCGGGGAGCAGAAAAUAGCAAGCCAAGGCCGCGGCCGUCUCCAGUCUCCCUCCCCCGUUCUUCCACAGAGCCGGCGGACAUGGCGGUCGACCUGAUGGGCUGCGGCGGCUACGAGCAUCUCGCGUUCCAGGAGGCCGCCGCCGCGGGGCUGCGCAGCAUCGAGCUGCUGGCGUCCUCGCUCUCCUCCCGCGCCGGACGGGCACAGUCGCCGCCGCUCGGACAGAUCGCUGACCAGGCGGUGUCCAGGUUCCGCCGCGUGAUCAACCUCCUCGACCGCACCGGACACGCCCGCUUCCGCCGCGCGCCCGCCGCGCCCACGGAAACGCCUCCUCCAUCUCCCGCUCCCGCGCUGUCGCCGCCUCCGGCUGCGCCCGUGUCGCAGACGGCGGCACCGCAGAAGAGCCUGACGCUGGACUUCACGAAGCCGGCAACCAAGACCGCAGCGACGCCGGCGGUCUCCGCGACGUCGACCUCCUUCCUGUCGUCCGUGACGGUGGGCGGCGACGGCAGCGUGUCCGGGGGGCGGAGCCUCGCCGUCACCUCCGGCAAGCCUCCCCUCCCGAAGCGCAAGCACCCCUGCGCCGCCGCCGCCGCCGUGGCGCACGCGCACCCCGAGUGCUCCACCGUCGGGCUGUGCCACUGCUCCAAGAAGCCGAAGCGGAAGCACCCGCGCGGCGCGACGCGCACGGUGCGCGUGGCGGCGCCGGCGUCGGGGUCGCGCGCGGACAUCCCGGCCGACGAGUACUCGUGGCGCAAGUACGGGCAGAAGCCCAUCAAGGGGUCCCCCUACCCGCGCGGCUACUACCGGUGCAGCACCGCCAAGGGCUGCCCCGCGCGGAAGCACGUGGAGCGCGACGCCGCCGACCCCGCCACGCUCGUCGUCACCUACGAGGGCGACCACCGCCACGACGCCCUCGCCGGCGCUGCCCGCGUGGCGUGAAUCCCUGAACCGAUCAUUAGCGGCAGUAGAUCAGUAGGACGCUUCUUCGAUUUGUUCUUUGGAUUAGCGGUAGCGGCUCGUGUAAAGAAUCAAAGAGAUGUGGCCGUAGCCUCAAAACUCAUCUCUAAUGGGCAAUUUUCUUGACAAAUCAGUGCCAUUUUUACGAUCGUUUCCUCCAA